Molecule: messenger RNA, 1836 nt
Organism: Salvia splendens (bonfire salvia)
Lineage: Eukaryota; Viridiplantae; Streptophyta; Magnoliopsida; Lamiales; Lamiaceae
Product: late embryogenesis abundant protein-related / LEA protein-like protein
Exons: 2
Coding region: 1-1836 (611 amino acids)
Source: RefSeq, a predicted model, not a curated record
AUGGGUAGAGAGUGUAAUAGUGCAGUGUAUGUGGUGGCGGCGUUGCUACUAUUUGUAGCAAUAGCCGAAGCUGAUACUCCACCUGGAAUAGCCAAUAAUCCAAGCCAUGCAAGAUGCUUGACCAAGAAGUACAAGCAUUGCUAUAAUUUGGAGCAUGUUUGCCCUAAAUUUUGCCCUGAUUCUUGCACCGUCGAAUGUGUCUCUUGUAAGCCUAUAUGUGGUCCCGGAUCUACUCCGCCACCUUCUGAUGAUGGAAAGGACGGUGACGAGUCCUCUCCACCAUCCAAAGGAACUGGCGAUGACGACAAGGGAAAGGGAGAUGAUGAUGGUGGCAAAGGAAACUCCUCUCCUCCGUCCGGUGGAAAAGGAGAUGAUGAUAAUGAAGAUGGCGGCAAGGGAAAGGGCGAUGGCGAUGGCGGAAAAGGAAAGGGAGAUGAUGAUGCUAAUGGCGGCAAAGGAAAGGGAGAUGAUGGAAAGACCCCUCCUAAUCCUCCAACUCCAUCAACACCCCCUUAUUCUCCAUCACCACCACCAUCUUCUCCACCUCCCUCAACACCCACCACACCCCCGACUUCUCCAUCACCACCUCCUUCAACACCCCCUUCUUCCCCAACUCCAACUCCAUCACCAUCACCACCACCACCGUCAGCUUCUCCACCUACAACUCCCUCCACACCCCCGACUUCUCCAUCACCACCACCAUCUUCUCCGCCUCCCUCAACACCCACCACACCCCCGACUUCUCCAUCACCACCUCCUUCAACACCCCCUUAUUCACCAACUCCAUCACCACCACCUUCUUCUCCACCUCCAACUCCCACAACACCCACCACGCCCCCAACCUCUCCAUCACCACCUCCUUCAACACCGCCUUCUUCCCCACCUCCACCUACCCCAACACCACCUUCUUCCCCCGCCUCGUCCCCAUAUUCCCCUCCCGAAUCAGACGCCGCUAGUCUAAAGAGAAAAAGAUGCAAGAACAGAAACUACCCUCAAUGCUACGGUAUAGAGCAUGUAUGCCCCUCAUCUUGUCCUUCCACGUGCGAGGUCGACUGCGUCACAUGCAAACCAGUCUGCCAAUGUGACAUGCCUGGAGCGGUGUGCCAAGACCCCCGCUUCAUCGGCGGCGACGGCCUCACUUUCUACUUCCACGGCAAGAAGGACCGCGACUUCUGCCUCGUCACCGACCCCAACCUCCACAUCAACGCCCAUUUCAUCGGAAAACGAAACCGCAACAUGAAGAGAGACUUCACCUGGGUCCAAUCCAUCGCCAUCCUCUUCGGCAACCACCACCUCCUCAUCGCCGCGCAGAAGACCGCCACAUGGGACGACUCCGUCGAACGCCUCUCCCUCUCCUUCGACGGCGAGCCAAUCCCCAUCUCCACUAUCUGGAAGUCCGGGACAGCCACCAUCGAAAGAGACAGCGACACCAACAGCGUCGUCGUCGAAGUUGAAGGCCUUUUCAAGAUCUCAGCCAAAGUUGUUCCGAUCACUCAGCAAGAAUCAAGAAUCCACAACUACGGGAUCACAGAAGACGAUUGUUUUGCUCAUCUGGAACUGGGAUUCAAGUUGUCUUCGUUGAAUGCCAACGCGAAUGGAGUGCUGGGGCAGACUUAUAGACAGAAUUAUGUUAGCAGAGCGAAGAUGGGAGUGGCGAUGCCGGUGCUCGGAGGGGAGAGGGAGUUCGCCGUCUCCAACAUCUUCGCCACGGACUGCGCUGUUUCACAGUUUCGCCGCGGGGAAAUGCUGUCGGAAUAUGAGGAGGACGUGCUCGAGCUGCCGACCAUGAAAUGCGGCACUGGGAUUGACGGAAGAGGAGUCGUGUGCAAGAGAUGA